Molecule: messenger RNA, 1941 nt
Organism: Chenopodium quinoa (quinoa)
Lineage: Eukaryota; Viridiplantae; Streptophyta; Magnoliopsida; Caryophyllales; Amaranthaceae
Exons: 10
Coding region: 1-1668 (555 amino acids)
Source: RefSeq, a predicted model, not a curated record
AUGGAUUUCAGAAAUGUAAUUGAACUAAGUGCUGUUGCUGUUUGUAAUGAACUCACUGUAAAGAUGACUUAUCGAAGCAAGAGAGCAAGGGAAAUACUUGCUGCCACAGCUAAGUCAAAUGCUACUGAAGUUAUUUUACAACCUACCAAAAAACAUGCUACUAAGUCACCACAGAAUGAGGUACUUAAGGAUGACAUAUGGGGACCUUUUUCUCCACCUAUUACCACUACAACAUCUGACCAACAACCACCUAAUAGUUUAGGAUCCAUUAGGAAAAAUCCUCCUGGUUCAACAUCAAGUUCAGUCAAAGAGGCAGCUACAUCAGGUUAUCAGAAUAAAUUCCCAGCAAAAGUCCCACCUAAUAUUCCACAUUCAAUUGCACCAGACUCAUUGAACUCCCCUUCUACUUCUCACAAACCUCCCGAGCGCCCAAAACCUGCUACACGAGGAAUCCGGAACCGUGAAACAGGUGCUGUGAAAACUUCAGCUACAGCUCCACAGGAUAAUCAUGAAAGACAAAAAAAUGGAAACGAAUCAGAAGAGAUCCCGAAACAAUCUAAGUCCUUACGACCAAAAGCACUUCCGGAUUGGCCUAAAGACAUUGAUUUUGACGACAAGGAGGAGGUUCUAACCAUAGAUGCCAAGGGUAAUACUACAUUAGUAAGUGGUAUUAUUCUGCCAAUUGACUAUGAUUGCGAAGAUGGAGUCACAUUGUCCAGUUGGGGAAAAGAUUGGAAAGCAAUCGACAAGCAUUUUAAAGGGAAAAUAAUUAAAGACAUAAGAGACCGUUUUGUGAUUCCUCCUGGUGUGGAAUACGACAACCAAGCUCUCAAGCGUGCCGAUAAAUGUUGGAGGCAGUUCAAAUAUUUUCUGAAAAUGAUUCAUUACAAGCCACUAGAGAAGAAAUUGGAUGAUAUGUGUAAUAAUGUGCCACAUGGAAUUACCAGUAGUAACUGGGUUAAGUUGGUAAAAUAUUGGGAUUCAGAUUACGGGAAAACUAUGUCAGCAUGCGGUAAAAAGGCACGAGCUUGUCAAAAUCAGAUUUAUACAUCUGGCUCUAAAAGUUUUGCAAACCAACAAGCUGAUUAUGAGGAUGAACAUGGAGAAAAAAUGAGCUUGUUAGCGCUGUGGAUUAAAACCCAUGCGGGUAAAGACGGAAAAUUUCUUUCUGACACAGUCACUCAAGAUUUUGUGGAUGAUGUUAAAGCUAAGGUUGAAGAGUUGAGGAUGGUGCACCCUAAGAUGUCUGAACAAGAGCUCGAAGAUGAAGCAUUUCAGCAAACUAUGUAUGGCAAUGAGAUUCCCGAUCGUCCGGUGGGUUACAGACUAGGGGUUAAAAAGGGGGACAUAUUCGGAGUACGUGGUGUGUUAAGGAAGGAAGGCUAUGGAAAAGUUCAAAAGAGGACUAUUGUGAUGGAUAGUGUUAAAGAAGAAGUGAAUGCUUUGCACAAGAAAAAUGAUACGCUAUCUCAAGAAAAUGAAAAGCUGAAAGACGAGGUCGGACACAACAAUGUUCUUCUUAAAGCGCUUAUUGGACAAUUUUCUCAGAUUGUAGGUGCAGUUCGUCAAGGGAAUGCAUCUCCGGGUCUUCUAGACAAAGCAUCUGAAUUCUUAGGAAAGGCAAAACAUCAGAUUGGAAAAGGCAAUGUAGGUGCAACAAAAGAAUAGGUCGGGACACUUGAGCAUCAACAAGCGACUAUAUCGAUCAAUGUGGCCAUCAUCUAUCUAUUUUGGUUUUUAGUCUUAUAUUAGUGAUGUAUUUAUUUAGGGACAAGCUACAUACUAUUUAAUAUGCGACCAUUUUUUUUUUUAAUGAUUGUACUGUCUUGAUGUUUUCUUUUCUAAAUUUGGUAAUUAACUACGACUUACUAUUUUUAUUGUCGAUUAAUUAUUGUUUUUUUUAAUCUAGUUAUAUAUAAUUUUUGUUUAUUUUUAUUUUAA